Messenger RNA from Cololabis saira (Pacific saury), 3334 nucleotides. RefSeq names its product protein kinase C and casein kinase substrate in neurons 2 (gene pacsin2). The record is from RefSeq and is a predicted model, not a curated record. Gene Ontology annotation, biological process: plasma membrane tubulation; regulation of endocytosis; cytoskeleton organization. The coding region runs from base 180 to 1715 and encodes 511 amino acids. The transcript is spliced from 12 exons. Gene Ontology annotation, molecular function: protein binding; phospholipid binding. Lineage: Eukaryota; Metazoa; Chordata; Actinopteri; Beloniformes; Belonidae. Gene Ontology annotation, cellular component: plasma membrane; cytoplasm; endosome.
CACUUGGUCAGUCAGUCGGAGCGACUGGAACCGCUGCACGGCGGACAAACGGCGAAAAGACUUAAAACCGGGCACUACCAAAACGAAACAAAACGAACUUUUCAAUCAAACACAAACUUUCAAGACGAUCAAACUUAUCACAGGCCCUAUACACUUGAGUGUAGCUUUGGGCAGCAGCGAUGUCAGGUACCUACGAUGAGUCCAUGAUUGAUGUCUCCAGUGACAGCUUCUGGGAGGUUGGUAACUACAAACGUACAGUAAAACGGGUAGACGAUGGCAACCGGCUCUGUAACGACCUCAUGACCUGCCUUCAUGAGCGGGCGCGCAUUGAAAAGACCUACGCACAGCAACUCACAGAAUGGGGGAAGCGCUGGCGGCAACUUAUAGAGAAAGGGCCUCAGUACGGUACGCUGGAGCGAGCGUGGACGGCCCUAUGCACCGAGGCAGAGAAGGUCAGCGAGCUGCACAUGGAGGUGAAAGCAGCAGUGAUGGGCGAGGAUUACGAGAAGCUGAAGAACUGGCAGAAGGACGCCUACCACAAACAGAUGAUCGGCGGCUUCAAAGAGACUAAAGAGGCGGACGACAGUUUCCGCAAGGCCCAGAAACCCUGGGCCAAGAAACUCAAAGAGAUGGAGACGAUGAAGAAAUCUUACCAUUCUGCCUGCAAAGAAGAAAAGCUGGCGACCAGCAGGGAAACAAACAGCAAGCUGGAAAGCAACAACAACCCCGACGCGCAGAAGAAACUCCAGGAAAAGGUGGAGAAGUGUCAGCAGGAAGUGCAGAAGACUAAAGAACGCUACGAGAAAUCCCUGGAUGAACUCGACAAGUUGACUCCUCAGUACAUGGAGAACAUGGAGCAGGUCUUUGAGCAGUGGCAGCAGUUUGAAGACAAACGAAUUUGCUUCUUCAAAGAGCUUCUUCUCGAGGUUAAGCAGCACCUGGACCUCUCAACCAAUCACAGAUUCCAGACGGUGUACCACACGCUGGACGACACGAUCUCCGCUACUGAUGCUGACGACGACCUGAAAUGGUUCAGGUCUAAUCAUGGACCCGGCAUGCCAAUGAACUGGCCCCAGUUUGAGAAUUUGGACUGGUCGCAUCUUCGCUCCUUUAAGAGAAGGUCCAUCUUAGACUGGUCCGUAGAUCUGAACCGGACCCUCAGCAGGCGAGAGAAGAAGAAGCCGUCGGAGGGCGUCACACUAACGGGAAUCAGUCAGACCGGAUCGGACCAGCCGGUGCAGCCCACCAAGACCAGCGGCAGCCUGACUGUGCCCACUAAAACAGCACCAGCGGGCUCAAACCCGUUUGAUGAGGAUGAUGAGGAGGAGGAGGAGGAGGAGAAUGAGGAGGAGGAAGAAGUGGCCGAGGACCCGCAGACCACAGUCAACCACAUCAGUGUGAAAAAAGAGGAGAUAAAAACUGCCAGCAGCACAGAGAAGACUCCAGACUGGUCGGAUGAAGACACAGUCGGUAACCCCUUCUCUGCCAACGGCGAUGGAAAUCCGUUUGAGGACGAACCCGCUUCUCCAGUCGUAUCUGUGCAGGUCAAAGCCCUUUACGACUAUGAAGGACAGGAGCAGGAUGAGCUGAGCUUCAAAGCAGGUGAUGAACUGACCAAAAUUGGUGAAGAGGAUGAUCAGGGUUGGUGCAAAGGUCGGCUCAAGGAUGGCCAAGUAGGCCUCUAUCCUGCUAAUUAUGUAGAAAACAUCCAGUAAAUGAUGUAACACCGAUGACAGGAAGAAGAAAUAGUUUAAGCAUCGGUGGAUGGAAACGGAGGGCUCAGGGUGACGUUUGUGGAAACUGGAGCAGCAGUAGGACAGAGACUAACGUUUUUGGUUUUUCUGCAGAUUAUGGAAGCAAUAAGUGAGAGUUUUUCUUUCUUUCUUCAAACUGGUUCUCUUGCAGACUUAAGUGCAAGUUUCUAGAUGGCUCCAGGAGGAUCACAAAACAUUUGGUGUUGGUGUAAGAUAUGAAACGUGUUACUUUAAAUCCCCAUUGAUGCUGUUACAGAACAAGUUUUCAACUACACCUUAGUAUAAAAUUCAAUGAAAUGGAUAUGUAAAUUUAUAUAUAUGGUUAAAACACUGGGAUGACAGUCUGACAGCUUGUCUUGUGAUGUUUAAUGUAGCCUUAAUGUGACAGCCACGUUUUAAUUCAUUAAGGAAUAUGAACAUUUUUCUAACCGUAAUUAACCAUUACUCCAAACAGGAUCCAGUCCAUUCACAUCCUCUUUUCUAGGACCUUAUGUACAGAUUAUUGCUUCAGACUUAAACUACUGCUCAUAUUAUUCAGUCAUCCUUUCAGGGUUUUGAUUUUUCCCUUUUCAUAGCUGUUGUGGAUGUAAGGAAUGAUAAAGAUCAGCAGAGCCGUAACCUUCCAUCAUCCUCAUCCAUGGAUAUGAUUUCUCCAGUCACUGCCAAUGAAUGUAUAUUCACUGAUUGUAUUUUUUUUUUCUUUUUUCACCUAUUGAUUGUUCACUUUUACUGAUAUUAUAUAUUUACAACCACUGACCUGGCCGUCUCCCUCGCCCUGAAACAGCUUUCCUCGUGCCUUUCACACACAUCGGCCUACUUUCUCACGACUAGGCCGCAGACUUUUAUGGUUUGUUUUCAAGCAACACUGAAUGUUUUUCAGACUGUUUAACUCAACUUGAAUCUUCAUGUUUUAGUUCUCUCCCUUCUAGCCAAAUGUCAGGUUUUGGGAGAAUAUUUUAGUGUUUUGUUGUUUUGAAAAUAUAGCGUAUGUUUUAGCUAUAAAACUGCAGGCAAGCAUGAUGUUGUAUACAUGCAUGUAAAUAGCCGUGAAGAAACUUAUAUGAACAAAUUAAGCAUUGCAAUCAGAUGACAUGCAAUUGGAAAUUGACUAUUAAUUUAUAAAGCCACAAGUGCUCCUGUUACAUUCUUAGAAUGCUGUUAUUAAAAAAUCACUUUGUACAUUAAUUGAAUGUUUCAUGAAUGAAUCUGUUAUUUUGUUAUAUUUGUAAAUAAGAUUAUUUUCCUUUCACAGAUGCCAUUGGCACUAAAUCAAUAAAUACUCUGUGAAUAAUAUCUUCAUUUUUCUUAAACACAAAGACAGGACUGCAUGUUUUUUUCCCAAUAUCCACAUACACAGUUUGGAUAUUGCAAAAUUUUUCUUUGCAGAUACAAACUGCACACUUCACAAACUCUAAAUUCACGCGUGACGUGUUUGAAUUGAGACGAUAACCUGUUGUCUAUAAAGACAAGAAAAACGUUGAACCAUGUUUUCAGGGUGUGCUGCUGUCAACAGACGGUAACGGCUAUUAUUGCACAUUAAAUGUUUGUAAAAUGUGUUGUUGUAAUAAAAGAAUUUAUUA